Molecule: messenger RNA, 855 nt
Organism: Trichomonas vaginalis G3
Lineage: Eukaryota; Parabasalia; Trichomonadida; Trichomonadidae
Exons: 1
Coding region: 1-855 (284 amino acids)
Source: RefSeq, a predicted model, not a curated record
AUGGUUCUUGAUAAUUCAUAUAAACCUGAAAAAUAUCACUGUAUAAUGAAAAGACAAUGGAUGGAUCCAAUAAAACAGUAUAAAGAAAUCGAUGGAGUUGAAAUGUACUCAUUAAAUGCCACGGAUAACGAAGAAUGUAAUUUAUCUACAAUCACGAUCAAUUCUUUACCAAAAUAUACAGUAAACCCAUCAGCAUUCUUACUGAUACAUUCUCUAAAGCUAUUUUUGGAGAGAUCAUAUGCUGAUUUUCUUUUUGUUAUUAAUGACGCCGCAUACAUGAAAUUAGACAGAUUUAUAAAGUUUAUUCGUAAGGAAAUGCAAUUAAAUAGGAAUAACAAUAGGUAUAUUCUUGGAGAUUGCGUAGAACAAAGAUAUUUCUUCCAAAUGUUAUUAUUAGAUUCCGGAAUUCUUUUAUCCCGAUCACUUGUUCAAAAAAUUGUUGAUACAAUGGAUGACCAUCUCUGGCAAGUUGCUUUUCAAAUCGGAUUGCCAGCAGAUGAAAUUUUGUCAGAAAUUGUUGAAACGUUAGGAAUAAUUGUAAGAGAUCGACAAACAGAUGAAUUUCUAGGUCGAGGGUGGAGAAGUGAAGAGCAUUACAAGAUGUUUUUGAACAAAUCAUUUGACUCCCUUCCAAUUUGUUCAAUUCCUUUCGAGCUUCUACGACCAGGAGCAAGCCAACUUGGAUUGUGCUCGCCUCGCAUUACACAAGUUAAUGAUAUGUCUGUCUGGUCUGCAUUAAACUACCAAUCAAAAGAAGAUUUCUUGAAUACAGCAGAAAAGAUGCUAGAAAACAUCCCACAGAACGUUUGCUACUAUUGGGAUAGACUUUACCCAACAAUUUGUAUCAAGAAAUAA